Scomber japonicus (chub mackerel) is the source of this 796-nucleotide messenger RNA. Its product is annotated as immunoglobulin lambda-1 light chain-like. NCBI's taxonomy places the organism in Eukaryota, Metazoa, Chordata, Actinopteri, Scombriformes, Scombridae. The transcript has 4 exons. The record is from RefSeq and is a predicted model, not a curated record. The coding region runs from base 17 to 796 and encodes 259 amino acids. Gene Ontology annotation, biological process: immunoglobulin production; immune response.
CUGACAGCUGUCCUUCAUGACAACAGAAGCCACAGAAAUCCUCCUCAUCAAAAACAUGACUUUGAUCUCCGUCCUCAUCUGGACUCUCCUCUGCUGCUGCUUCACAGAGUCCAGAGGCCAGAUCACAGUGACUCAGCCUGCAGCAGUGAGAUCUGAUCUGAGAGGAUCUGCAACCAUCAGCUGUAGCACUAGUCAGGAUGUUUAUUAUGAUAGCGGUGGCCACUAUUUAGCCUGGUACCAACAGAGAGCUGGAGAAGCUCCUAAACUUCUCAUUUACACUGCUACCAGUCGAGCAUCAGGGAUUCCAGAUCGUUUUUCAGGCAGUGGAUCAAACUCUGACUUCACUCUGACCAUCAGUGGAGUUCAGGCUGAAGAUGCAGCAGUUUAUUACUGUCAGAGUCUCCACUAUCCCAACAGUCAGUGGGUGUACACGUUCGGUGGAGGAACCAGACUGGAUGUUGGAAGUGAUGUCCGUCCCACCCUGACGGUGCUGCCCCCCUCCAGCCAGGAGCUGCAGCAGGGGAAGGCCACGCUCACGUGUCUGGCCAACAAGGGCUUCCCCUCAGACUGGAGUCUGGCCUGGAAGGUGGACGGCAGCAGCAGCAGCAGCAGCGGCUGGGAGCAGAGCAGGAGCCCCGGGGUGCUGCAGGAGGACGGCCGCUACAGCUGGAGCAGCACCCUGAGGCUCACUGCAGACCAGUGGGGGAAGGUGGGCUCUGUGACCUGUGAGGCCACCCAGGGCUCCCAGACUCCACUCUCAGAGACACUGAGGAGAGACCAGUGUUCCCAGUCCUGA